UUGCCCUCUCCUCACAAUCAGCCUCGAUUUUUUGAUAUAAAAAGGCGCUCUUGAAUAAUUCGAUCAGUCCGAAAAACAGCGGACCGUCACUAUAUUGUUAAAAGAGUCUGGAGGCAUGACUCCAUUCUUCGUUGCCAUUUUCUUUCUCGGCCUUUCAUCCGUGGCCACCGCCAUCAACUUCACUCAGGUCUACGAAUGGCCCGACGAAUGGGACUACGAGUGGCCCUCCGAGGCGAACAGGACGCAGGCACGCAGAGACGGUUCUUUCAAACCAGAGUAUCUUGAGGCUCGAUACAUGGCGGUCUACGGAUCGAGGAUUUUCCUCAACCUUUAUAAGGAUGACGGAAUUCCGGCGACUUUGGUGUCUUUUCCGACGAGCAGCGCGUCCUCCGCACCACCGAAGCUCUCUCCAUUCCCAUCGUGGGAAAUUCAUCUUUAUGGAAAGGAAAACUGCAACAAGAUCCACCAGGCGGAAGGGCUGCAAGUGGACUCGGUUGGAAGGCUGUGGGUGCUCGAUGAUGGCAGCUCCAAUUUCAAUUGCCGUGCCAAACUCUGGAUUUUCAACCUAGACAACAACGGAACCGAACUGAUUCAUCGAUUUUCCUUCACUGGCAAGAUGCACGACUUGGUGAUCGACGAAACGCCCAAUGAAACCUUCGCCUACAUCACGCGUUGGGACAAAAAGCACAUUGUUGUGUUUAGUUUGGAGAAGAAUGAAUCCUGGAUUGUGAACACGCCAGCAAUGUUGUCCAGCUCGAUCGCCCUUUCUCCUAAGGUGGAACCGAGACAGCUCUACCUCAGCAAAUACCACUCCAAAGAACUUUAUUCGAUUUCCGUCGCCGCACUCCGCAAUGGAACUCGAACCGAAAAUCCGGAAUUCAUCGGAAACUGGACCGAAAUUAGCGCGUAUAAAAUGCUGAUGGACAACCGCGGGACCAUGUAUGCCGCAUUUUUGUGGAAAAACCAUGUUCAAUCUUGGAACACCUCCCAGCCAUUGCAGGAAAACCGUAUUUAUCAGGUCACCGGAUUAGAGUUUAUUUGGCCCUUUAAUUUUGCUCUGGACCAAGACGGUACCCUUUGGAUGACGGUAUUUGAUAAAAAUAGAAAGCCAAAAUACAGGCUUUUGAAGGCUGCGGUCGGCGCACAAUCGUAUAUCUUCGAGGCAUCACCAGAUUGCUCCGGUUCGUGUCACAAGAAUGGUACUGCCUAAGGUUGCAAGGUUGGAUGGAAGGGUAAAAACUGCGACCCACCCUGGGAGUGCACCUGCCGCCUGACUGACUUCCACGCAAAGCGAUUGUAGACUCGGGUAGAGAUUUUCGUUGGAUAUUAAAUUUUUUGGGAAUUUA
This is a messenger RNA of Cloeon dipterum, 1346 nucleotides long. RefSeq names its product protein yellow-like. Lineage: Eukaryota; Metazoa; Arthropoda; Insecta; Ephemeroptera; Baetidae. The record is from RefSeq and is a predicted model, not a curated record. The transcript is spliced from 5 exons. Bases 116 to 1210 code for a protein of 364 amino acids.